Mesorhabditis spiculigera is the source of this 525-nucleotide messenger RNA. The record is from the annotation of a GenBank genome assembly. NCBI's taxonomy places the organism in Eukaryota, Metazoa, Nematoda, Chromadorea, Rhabditida, Rhabditidae.
AUGAAAAGAUUGCCGGUCCCGCGCCUCUACGCUGCCUCGCUUCGACAUUUUUCUAAAAAGACCCCACUUCCCGACGACGAACUGCUGAUCCCGGAUUCGCCAGUUUGCUCUCACGUAGAUGACGUCGGCGAGGUGCCCACGUUUGACCACAAGCUCAUCACCCACCUGGAACGGCUCUCGCUGUUGCGCUUUUCUGACGAAGAAGCCGUUGCAAAUCUGCGGGAAGCUGUCCGGACGGCGAAUCGGUUGAAACACGUCAAUGUGGACGGUGUCGAGCCCAUGUACAGAGUGCACGAGGACCAAGAAUGUCCAUUGAGGGAGGAUAACGAGGCUUCUGCCCUCAGCCGAGAAGAAGCGCUCUCGAAUGCUGCCAAAACGUUCGAAGACUAUUUCGUGACACCACCCGGGAAUUUGCCAUUGGCGGCCAAGGAGGAUCUGAAUUUGAAGCUCAUCAACGAAUGGGACAAAUUGGGCCAACCUAACGUGCCAGAUCCACGGAAGCGGAAGAACGCUGGCGCGACAAAU